This is a messenger RNA of Mycetomoellerius zeteki, 520 nucleotides long. RefSeq lists its product as uncharacterized. The transcript is spliced from 5 exons. Bases 71 to 520 code for a protein of 149 amino acids. Lineage: Eukaryota; Metazoa; Arthropoda; Insecta; Hymenoptera; Formicidae. The record is from RefSeq and is a predicted model, not a curated record. Gene Ontology annotation, molecular function: odorant binding.
UGGAGUGUGCUGUAACGAACGUACGAAUUAUUACAUCUUACAAUUACAAUUACAUUUCAGGAUAAACGAAAUGAAGAUUCUAGUGUUCGCUACAUGUAUACUGGUCGCCGUCGUAAGUACAUUAUCAGUCGGUGAUGCGAUGAUAAUCGAUAAUAUCAUAAAUAAUUUAAUAUCAAAGGCAAUCGACCUUAAAGAUCUGAUUAAUUUUCAUAUGACGUUUGCACAAUGUGUCGUAAAAUUGGGUUUAUUGAAGAUAGCCAGCCCCGAGAUACCUUUCUGUGUAGCAGAAAAAAAAAACUUGCUCGAUGAAGAAGGUGGAAUAAAGUGGGAUGAUACGCUGGAUUAUUUUACGACGAUCAUUCGUGACAAGAGUAACAUAGAUAAAAUGAAAGAGAUAUUACAAAAGUGCAAAGAAGAAGGCAAUAACUUCGAAGGAAGCAAGAAGGAAAAAUCCUUCAAAUCUAUAGAAUGCGGAAUGGCAAUGAUAAAAGUCAUUGGACGAAAACUAAUAUUGCUAUAA